GUACAACAGUGCAAUUCCUGUUAAUUUUCAUCAUCUUUGUAGAGCUGCUGAUUGUUUCAUUUAACAGCAAACGGUGCAGUGAAAACGGUGCUCGGUCUCUUGUGCUCCAUCUUUGUCCCAAAAGUAAAUUAAAAGAAAUCCAAGAUGCCGUUCAAGAGUAUUAAGGCCCGCCAGAUCUUUGACUCGCGCGGUAACCCUACCGUUGAGGUUGACCUGGUGACCGACCUGGGACUGUUCCGUGCCGCCGUUCCAUCUGGAGCAUCCACUGGUGUCCAUGAGGCGCUGGAGUUGCGUGACAACGAAAAGGCCAAUUGGCAUGGCAAGGGUGUCCUGAAGGCGGUUGAGAACAUCAACAAGAUCAUCGCCCCGGCUGUGUUGAGCUCUAACCUUUGCGUUACUCAGCAGAAAGAGCUCGAUGAGCUGAUGCUGAAGCUUGACGGAACCGAGAACAAGUCGAAGCUCGGUGCCAACGCUAUUCUGGGUGUUUCGUUGGCCAUCUGCAAGGCCGGCGCUGCCAAGAAGGGUGUCCCGCUGUACAAACACAUUGCUGACCUGGCUGGCAAUGCCAACAUCAUCCUACCGGUACCGGCCUUCAACGUCAUCAACGGUGGUAGCCACGCCGGUAACAAGCUGGCCAUGCAGGAGUUCAUGAUCCUGCCGACCGGUGCGUCGUCCUUUACCGAGGCGAUGAAGAUCGGCAGCGAGGUGUACCAUCAUCUGAAGAACGUCAUCAAGGCUAAGUUCGGGCUGGAUGCGACGGCCGUCGGUGAUGAGGGUGGCUUCGCUCCCAACAUCCUGGAAAACAAGGAAGCACUGAACCUGAUCCAGGACGCCAUUGCGAAGGCCGGCUACACGGGCAAGGUCGAGAUUGGCAUGGAUGUGGCUGCGUCCGAGUUCCACAAGGAUGGCAAGUACGAUCUGGACUUCAAGAACCCGAAAUCGGAUGCCAGCGCUUGGUUGGCUCCGGAUGCGCUGGAACAGCUGUAUCAGGGCUUCAUCAAGGACUUCCCGAUCGUCAGUAUUGAGGAUCCGUUCGAUCAGGAUCACUGGGAUGCGUGGAGCAAGAUCACUGCCAACACCACGAUCCAGAUCGUCGGUGACGAUUUGACCGUUACCAACCCGAAGCGCAUUGCUACGGCCGUCGAGAAGAAGGCUUGCAACUGUCUGCUGCUGAAGGUCAACCAGAUCGGUUCGGUUACAGAAUCGAUCAAUGCGCAUCUGCUGGCAAAGAAGAAUGGCUGGGGUACCAUGGUUUCGCAUCGUUCCGGUGAGACCGAAGAUACGUUCAUUGCCGAUCUGGUGGUGGGCUUGAGCACUGGCCAGAUCAAGACCGGUGCCCCGUGCCGAUCGGAGCGUUUGGCUAAGUACAACCAAAUUCUGCGCAUCGAGGAGGAGCUCGGUGCCGGUGCGAAGUUCGCCGGUAAGAGCUUCCGCCAUCCGCAAUAAACGUUCUGUCGGCGUUGGUUCCACCCGUUGUUGGCGAGAGGAUAGUUUACGAGAUCAUCACGAGGUGAGGUUGGAGAUAGAAUAUGCAACGUGCAAAGUACCACCGUUGAAGGUGCAAAUUGGGGACGAUCGAGUCCUCAAGCAGGUGUUCUCAGUUAGUUGUUCACAUUCGACGGCUUCUGUGCACGAUGUGCUAUUGCUCCGAUCGUUGAAAACUCACGCCGUUACUCGUAGUUGCCGUAGUCGCAACAUAAAUAAGACCCACUAGCUCGGAACGCCCACAACCUCAUCAACCUAACCUCGAUAUAUUUAUCGUCAUGAAACUCUAACUGCAACAAGCAUAAAUUGUAAGGCUUAAACUUAUUGAAUGUUAUAAUUGUUAAAUGAAAGUGUGACAGCUACGUUUGUCAAUGCAUUACUGAAAGUACAUGAUCAUUCGAUAAUACACGGAAACCAUGGUAGGAAUAUA
Messenger RNA from Anopheles moucheti, 1915 nucleotides. RefSeq names its product enolase (gene Eno). The record is from RefSeq and is a predicted model, not a curated record. Gene Ontology annotation, molecular function: phosphopyruvate hydratase activity; magnesium ion binding. Gene Ontology annotation, biological process: glycolytic process. Lineage: Eukaryota; Metazoa; Arthropoda; Insecta; Diptera; Culicidae. Gene Ontology annotation, cellular component: phosphopyruvate hydratase complex. The coding region runs from base 145 to 1446 and encodes 433 amino acids. The transcript has 3 exons.